Balaenoptera musculus (blue whale) is the source of this 4626-nucleotide messenger RNA. It is a transcript of the gene PDZD4, whose product is annotated as PDZ domain containing 4. NCBI's taxonomy places the organism in Eukaryota, Metazoa, Chordata, Mammalia, Artiodactyla, Balaenopteridae. Gene Ontology annotation, molecular function: protein binding. The coding region runs from base 1541 to 4066 and encodes 841 amino acids. The record is from RefSeq and is a predicted model, not a curated record. The transcript is spliced from 7 exons.
AAAACUUCCAAAACUAUGUUGAAUAGUAGUGGUGAGAGUGGACAACUUUGUCUUGUUCUUGAUCUUAGAGGAAAUGGUUUCAGUAAAACUGACUUCUCUUUUAUCCAAAGUUCUGAAAGCAGCCAGAUUCAUUGGAGGUAGUUUUUCCUGUAGUCACAUCUGCCCGACUUUAUUGAAUUUCCUUUUCUUAGUGAAUCGUGAGGGUUGAGUUAAAUGCUAAAUAUUGGUGUUUAUAUAAGGAACAUGCAUGUUUGCUUUUGCCUUUGUUUUUAAUAAAAUUCAUUUAGUUGUAAGUUUGUUCCAUUGAAAGGUCGAUACUGGCUGUGUUUAAUGCUGCCUCAAGCAUUUCUUGACAGUUUUGGCUCUGCUAAGGGCUUCAAGGCCAGUCCUCACAUUCCCUUGGUGCCCAGCCUUUGCCAGUCCGCCCUUCACAUGCCUCCCCAAAUACACAUCAGCAGCCAGCCCUUUUCUCCCAUGCACUCAGCCCCGCGGCCUCCAUUCCCUCUUCCCUUUAUAACUGCAGCCUCUCCGGCUCUCCUGAUCCUCUUGGGCUGUGCUGACCAUAUUCUUACAACUAAUACCUUCUUGGUUGACAAGCUGUUUCCUUGAUACCCUUUGAUCCAAUAAUUCCACUUUUGGAAAAUUUCUCUAACAUAACAACCAUAGAUUACACAAAGAUAUACAUAGAAAAUAGGUACAGAACAUACAAAAAAUGUGUCUCUGCAACCUUCUUUAUAAUAAAAUUGAAAACCACUAGUGAUGGACAGUAGGGACCAAGCCAACACACAACGGAUGGUCCAUGCGCAGGCUGGCGUGCUCCAGGCCUUGGGGCGCCUGCAGUCACAAAUCGAAAAAAGAGCAAGAAUGAAAUAUGCCAACACAUUCACAGCUUUUACGUCCCUGAGAUGGUGGGUGAUUUUUGUUUUCUUCCGUAUGGUUUUCUGUAUUUUUCAAAUGUUCUACAACGAAACUGUCUUUUUUUAUAAUUAGACAAACCUGAUUAAAAAAAUCUUUUCUGACCAUGUGAAGAUUACAGAGAGGGGAACAUAAAAACUGAAACUACUAUCUACAAGGACAUAACCAAGUAGCAGCAAGGUGAUUAUUUGGGUUCCAUGAAUCAGAGGAGCCACUGGCUGGCCAGGGGUCCCUAGGACUCCUUGUGCUUUCCUUUGACAGCCCGUCUUCCUGGAACGACAUCCAGGGCUGGCCUGUUCCUUGCAGCCCGGAAGACAUGAUUUUGCAAUUGCAUUGGGCAUCUCUGUGAAGAACCCCUUCUCCGGAGACUCCCAGGGAGGGGGUGGCACUGUGAGAAUUGAAGACUGGGACAACAGUGGUCUUGUAAGGGCCACUUCCUCAGCACCUCUCUUAGGCUCGGUGUGUGUUGGCCUUUUCUCUGUGGUGAGUCGUUGCUGCCUUGAGGACAGAGACCCUGUCCUCUGAGCCUUCUUGCUCUUCUGGACUCUCCCACCUGAACCCAUUUGUUGACUGACUUCUGUCGGCAGAAGGGAGUCAAGGUCUCCCUCCCACCUUGAUAUGUUGGAUGAUCCCAGCAGAUGCUCAGUCAUUGCCAAGGGGGCUCCCCGUGAUCUUCUCACACCAGCUCUGGCCUCAGUGCUGCUUGAAGGAGGAGGACGGCCGAAGGGGAUCUAGGGCGAGGCUCCCCGGCCCUCAGGGCGUGGCACCAUGCGGGGGCAGGGCUGAGAAGUGGGGUUCACCUGGAAUGAGGGUGCCCAGGGGUAAGCAGGGCCUCAGCGGGUCCUCACGGGGACAUGUCAUGUCUCUGCCGCAGGUGAACGGGAAGGAGCUCUCCAAGCUGUCUCAGGAGCAGACCCUGGAGGCCCUGCGUGCCUCCAAGGAGCCCCUGGUGAUCCAGGUGCUGAGACGCAGUCCCCGCCUCCGGGGGGAUGGCUCCUCCCACGACCUGCAGCUGGUGGACAGUGGCACUCAGACCGACAUCACCUUCGAGCAUAUCAUGGCGCUGGGCAAGCUGCGCCCACCCACCCCGCCCAUGGUCAUCCUGGAGCCGUACGUCCCGUCUGAGCUCCCCCCCAUCAGCCAUGAGUAUUAUGACCCGGCGGAGUUCAUGGAGGGCGGCCCACAGGAGGCAGACCGUAUGGAUGAGCUGGAGUAUGAGGAGGUGGAGCUGUAUAAAACCAGCCACCGGGACAAGCUGGGCCUGAUGGUCUGUUACCGCACGGAUGACGAGGAGGACCUGGGUAUCUAUGUUGGAGAGGUGAAUCCCAACAGCAUCGCAGCCAAAGACGGCCGCAUCCGCGAGGGAGACCGCAUCAUCCAGAUAAAUGGUGUGGACGUCCAGAACCGGGAAGAGGCAGUGGCCAUCCUGAGCCAGGAGGAGAACACCAACAUCUCCCUGCUGGUGGCCCGGCCUGAGAGCCAGCUGGCGAAGCGGUGGAAGGACAGUGACCGGGACGACUUCCUGGACGAUUGUGGCUCUGAGAACGAGGGGGACCUGCGGGCGCGGAAGCUGAAAUCCCCCCCUGCCCAGCAGCUCCAGCUUGGAAACGAAGAGGAGAAAGGGGCCCCUGAUGCGGGCCCAGGCUUGAGCAACAGCCAGGAGCUGGACAGUGGGGUGGGCCGGACGGAUGAGAGCACGCGCAACGAGGAGAGCUCCGAGCACGACCUGCUGGGGGACGAGCCCCUGAGUACCGCCAACACGCCCGGGCCCCUGCGCAAGUUUGGCCUGCAAGGGGACGCCCUGCAGAGCCGCGACUUCCACUUUAGCAUGGACUCCCUGCUGGCCGAGGGCGCGGGGCUGGGUGGCGGCGACGUGCCGGGCCUCACGGAUGAGGAGUACGAGCGCUACCGCGAGCUGCUGGAGAUCAAGUGCCACCUGGAGAAUGGCAACCCCCUGGGCCUCCUCUUUCCCCGGGCUGCCGGCGGCAACGGCGCCCUGGAUGUCAACCGCAACGAGAGCGUGGGCCACGAGAUGGCUGUGCUGGAGGAGGAGCUGCGGCACCUGGAGUUCAAGUGCCGCAACAUCCUGCGGGCGCAGAAGAUGCAACAGCUGCGUGAGCGCUGCAUGAAGGCCUGGCUGCUGGAGGAGGAGAGCCUCUACGACCUGGGGGCCGGUGAGCCCAAGAAGCACGAGCUGUCUGACAUCUCCGAGCUGCCUGAGAAGUCAGACAAGGACAGCACCAGCGCCUACAACACGGGUGAGAGCUGCCGCAGCACCCCGCUGCUGGCGGAGCCCCUGCCCGAGAGCCCCCUGAGGCGGGCGACCGCCGGGGGCAACUCCAACCUGAACCGGACCCCCUCCGGACACCCUGUCGCCGCCCACCCCAAGGCUGCCCCUCCGCAGGGGAGUCCUGCCAAGUUGCGAUCCCUCUCCCGGGAUCCCGAGGUGGGCCGGAGACAGCGCUCGGAGGAGCGGGUCCGCCGCAGCCCCAAGACGGGGGUGACCCUGGAGCGCGUGGGCCCCGAAGGCAGCCCUUACCUGUCGCGGCGCCACCGCGGCCAGGGCCAGGAGGGCGAGCGCUACCACAGCUGCGUGCAGCUGGCCCCGCCGCGCGGUCUGGAAGAGCUGGGCCACGGCGCCUUGAGUUUGGCCAGUGGCCCUCGGGUGGGUGGGGCGGCGGCGGCGGCGGCCACCGAAGCGCCCCGCAUGGAGUGGAAGGUCAAGGUGCGCAGCGACGGGACCCGCUACGUGGCCAAGCGGCCGGUGCGGGACCGCCUCCUGAAAGCCCGGGCCCUGAAGAUCCGGGAGGAGCGCAGCGGCAUGACCACCGAUGACGACGCGGUGAGCGAGAUGAAGAUGGGCCGCUACUGGAGCAAGGAGGAGCGGAAGCAGCACCUGCUCCGGGCCCGGGAGCAGCGGAGGCGGCGCGAGUUCAUGCUGCAGAGCCGCCUCGAGUGCCUGAGGGAGCAGAGCGGCGACAGCAGGGCUGAGCUCAACAUCAUCGCGCUGAGCCACCGCAAAACCAUGAAGAAGCGGAGCAAGAAGAUCCUGGACAACUGGAUCACCAUCCAGGAGAUGCUGGCCCACGGCACGCGCUCGGCCGACGGGAAGCGCGUCUACAACCCUCUGCUCUCCGUCACCACCGUCUGAGCCCGGCUGUGCUCCAGGGCACGGGUCCUCCGCCCUGGCCGAGGGCCACUGAGCCUGCCGGGACCCCGUCUUCUGCUCUCCCGUAGAAUCUAGCGUGUGCCUGCGUGUGCGCGUGGGACUCUGUUACCGGACAGAAGCCCCUGAAGGAGGAGGGAUGCUUCUCUCCAUCGGUGACUUCCUUCUCCCCAAGUACAGCGACCACAUCAACAGCUGGCCUGGGGGCAGACCCUUAUCGGUCCCCCCUUCAGCCGUAGGCGUGUGUGUGUGUGAGACACGAGCCCAGACACAUGUACGCACGCAGACACACGCACUUCCCUGCAGAGCGCUCUCAGCACGGGCACUUGGGGACAGGGAAGUCAGCUGAAAAGAAGACUGUCCUAAGCACAAGAGAAUGUCCGUUACUUGUAGACAAAGGCAACCCUGAUUUUUGUGGUUCUUUUCCUUUUCUGUGCUUGCCAAUUGUUGUUUUCUUGGUUUGUUUGUUUUGUGGACCUGCUCUGAGGGCUGGCAGCUCCUUCAGGCAGCCUGACAGAGGUGGAAUCCCCGAGUGAUACCUGGGA